CAUGAUGAAAAUAUUGAAAUGCAUGAUUUGAUACGACAAGUGGCUGAGCAAAUAGUUCGUGUGGAAUGUAAGAAAGAUCCUGCAUUAUGUAGCCGAUUAAAUGAUGCGGAUGAAAUUUGUAAUGUAUUGCAAAGGAACAAGGGAACUGAUAAAAUUGAAGGCAUCAUAUUAGAUUGGAAUAGAAUAAAUCAUUUACGAUUGAGCCCUAAUACCUUCACAAAGAUGAAAAAUUUAAGAAUUCUCAAAAUUUUUUGUCCUAGGUUUCGAUACUAUGAUGCAAAUAAUUCAGAGCUUCCUUUUGAUCUUGGCUCUUUUCCUAGUAAAUUAAGUUAUUUUCAUUGGGAUUAUAUCCGUUGGAGUCUUUGCCAUUAGAAGGCUAUUGUUUUGAGAACCUUGGUGUGCUACGCAUGCAAUGCAGCAAUAUUAAAAAGCUUUGGGAUAGAGUGCAGGAUCUUGUGAAUUUAAAGAUAUUAGAUUUGAGGGGGUCUAGACAGUUGAUGGAGCUACCUGAUUUCUCUAGGGCACAUAAUCUUGAAGAAGUAUACCUCUCAAAAUGUGAAAGUUUACAUAGUGUUCAUCCAUCUAUUUUUUGUCUUCAAUCUCUUGUUGCAUUGUAUGUAUUUUAUUGCAGGAAAUUAGAGAGUCUUGAUCAUGGCUCUUUUCCUAAUAAAUUAAGGUAUCUUUCUUGGGAACAAUAUCCAUUGGAGUCUUUGCCGUUGGGCUUUUGUGCUGAGAACCUUGUUGAACUUCGUAUGGAAGACAGCAAUAUUAAAAAGCUUUGGGAUGGAGUGCAGGAUCUUGUGAAUCUAAAGACAUUAAGUUUGCCUGGGUGUAAACAAUUGGUGGAGCUGCCUAAUUUCUCUAUGGCACUUAAUCUUAAAACAGUCGAUCUUCAGGGUUGUGAAAGUCUACAUAGUGUUCAUCCAUCUAUUUUAUCUCUUCAAUCUCUUGUUAGAUUGGAUGUCUUUAAUUGCAGGAAAUUAGAGAGUCUUGAAAGUGAGACUCAUUUAAAAUCUCUCUCUUACCUUAGUGUUCAACAUUGUCUAAGCCUCGAGAAAUUCUGUUUGUCAUCAAAGAAAUUGGGAAGUUUGCGUUUUCGUGCGACUGGAGUUAAAAUAUUGCAUUUGCUGUCAAUGGGAGGUUUCACGGAACUCAGAGAGCUUGCUAUUGAAAAUGGUAAAAGAUUAAGGAGCCUUCCGAUAAGUGAGCUAUGUGGCUUGACAAAUCUUAGGAAAUUUGAACUUUAUAAUUUCCAGCAGGUGAUUCACACCACAGAGCUGCGCUCUCUUUUUGACGCUUGGGAUGAUUUAGAAGAACUAGUUUUGCAUAGAUGCAAUUACUUGCUGGAAAUCCCCGACAAUAUCCAGGCCACAACAAGCUUGAAACGCAUGUUCUUGAGAGACUGCAAGAGGCUUAAGUCUAUACUUGGAUUUCCUCCCUUCCUUCAAGAAUUAGAUGCUGGAGGAUGCACUUCAUUGGAGAUCGUAUACGCUGACUCUCUAGUUCAAAAUCAGUGUCGAUUUCAUUUCGACGAGUGUAUAAAGUUGGAUGAGCGUUCUCUUCAAUUCAUUGAGGAACUAACUCAUUUCUCUUUGACUUUAUCUUGUGAGCAUCCGUGGUUCUGUCGUUUAUCGGCUUGUUACCCGGGAAUUAGAGUUCCAAAAUGGAUAGAAUAUAAACAUCAGACAGAGGCUUCCAAUGCUAUCGAAUUCAUUUGCAAUCUCGAACGAUCACCCACCAUCUUGUGUUGCUGCGUUGUUCCUACUCAUCUCUACUUACCUUUCGUGCGGCGGAUCUACUGUGAUUUCUCUUAUGAUGAUAACAACAAAUUUCGCAGUGCAGUUUCUUAUUUUUCCACGGCUAAAAUGGAGUUGGCUCGUGUUUACAUAUGGCACAUGGACUUGGAAGACGUUUCAUUUGGCGCUGGAACAGGUGAUGUUGCCAAGAUUUCAUGUGAAUUCUAUGCGGACUAUAAUGAUGGUGUUGAUUUUUUUGAUGGAGAGGUAGAGACAGUUCCAAUGAAAGCAUGUGGAGUACACGUGACAUAUAACUCACAGUCGGACUCUGGUGAAGAACGACUCCGUCCAACAUUUAAUCCAUAUGUACUUUGGGUGCGAACACGUUGGAACUGAAAUUUAUGCGCAAGAGCAAACGAAAGCAUCACCACCCACACAUACAGUUUCUUUGAUAUAUCUUUACAGUUGCUUCUUGUCCCAAGAGCAAGUCCAAAAUGCAAUGGUGAAGAGUCUUUUUGCUAAUGAUCGUUGAGGUGUCUUUGACAUGUGAAUCAUAUGUAACAAGAGUACCAUUUUUGUGACACUUUCAUAUUUAAUUUUCUUAUAGCAGAAACAUCAUUAUCUCAUUUCCUCAACUAGCCGUUGCAUGUGAGUAUUGUAUAGUCUUUUUAUA
This is a messenger RNA of Prosopis cineraria, 2409 nucleotides long. RefSeq names its product disease resistance protein RPP4-like. NCBI's taxonomy places the organism in Eukaryota, Viridiplantae, Streptophyta, Magnoliopsida, Fabales, Fabaceae. Gene Ontology annotation, biological process: defense response. The transcript has 5 exons. The coding region runs from base 408 to 2132 and encodes 574 amino acids. The record is from RefSeq and is a predicted model, not a curated record.